GUCAUUUUUUAUUCUGUGAUUAGUUGAAUGUCGUUUAUCUGUUGAGUUCUUGAAUGUUUGAUAUUUUCAAAAAUAAUUUAGAAAUAUUGUGAUUAUUGAAAGUGAUAUUUCUGAAAUAAAUUCCACUAAACUUUCAUUGAAAAAGGUUAAUAUUUAAACAGAUUCUUGUUUUUUUAAAAACAAAAUGUCGAAAAAGAAAAAAUCAAUUAACAAACGAUCCCUGUCACCUACCAGUUCACCUGAAAUGAAUGUUAAUCUGGAAUUAGAUAUAAAAGCAUUACGAGGGAAAAAUAAACAACUAACCCAGGCUGUUGCAAAACUUCAACAGGAAAAGGCAUUUCAUCUAUCCCAGAUGACAACACUACAAAAGGACUUUUUCACGUUGAACUCCAAAUAUGUUAAUUUGAAAAGUAUAUUUUCAACAAUUGAUGCUACCAUGAAAGGAUGCUUUUCCAAACACAUUGAGCUUGUGAAUUCAUUGGGAACAGUAGUGCGGCUCUGUGCACUUGGAGCUACUGCCAGCAACCUCAAUAAAGGCUCAACUGAAGGCACAUUGAGUAUUGUUCCUAGUGAUGUGUUUGCUAUUGGUGGUGUACUGGCCUUGGUUUUGGGUAUGAUGGUAAUGUGCAUCACCUCUCUUGUUGAGACUACCAAUUUUCUUAUUUUCAAUGAUCCUGAUUUUAUGGUGAUGUAUACUUGCGAUCUGUUUGCAGCUUUUGAAGUGGAUGUUGUGAUUUGUAUCAAGGUGGUGUUUGUAUACGGCUGA
Messenger RNA from Leptinotarsa decemlineata (Colorado potato beetle), 766 nucleotides. RefSeq lists its product as uncharacterized. Lineage: Eukaryota; Metazoa; Arthropoda; Insecta; Coleoptera; Chrysomelidae. The record is from RefSeq and is a predicted model, not a curated record.